Helianthus annuus (common sunflower) is the source of this 2744-nucleotide messenger RNA. RefSeq names its product DNA (cytosine-5)-methyltransferase 1. The coding region runs from base 1515 to 2552 and encodes 345 amino acids. Gene Ontology annotation, cellular component: nucleus. The transcript is spliced from 14 exons. The record is from RefSeq and is a predicted model, not a curated record. NCBI's taxonomy places the organism in Eukaryota, Viridiplantae, Streptophyta, Magnoliopsida, Asterales, Asteraceae. Gene Ontology annotation, molecular function: protein binding; GTP binding; GTPase activity.
AUGCCCAACAAGCUCAAUCAGCACUGAGAAACCUGCUCAUGAUAUUUUGGAGGUUCAGAAAACAUUUCCAAUACCCAUUGACAUCGACAGAAUUCCGGGGGUGUAUCAUUGUGGUUAUCACUCCGAUAAAUCAUACGGAGCAGCCUCCUAUCUGUUGGUUCAUCCUGAAGGGAACAUUCUUAUCGACAGUCCUCGGUAUACAGAAAGGCUAGCUUCCAACAUUGAGAAAAUGGGUGGAGCUCGAUACAUGUUUCUCACUCACCGGGAUGACGUGGCAGAUCACGAGAAGUGGUCAAAGCGAUUAAAUUGUGAAAGAGUGCUUCACUCCACAGAGGUAAAUGUUUCAACCAGCAAUGUUGAGAUGAAGUUGAAUGGAUGUGGACCGUGGAGUCUUAGUGAUGAUGUCCAGCUUAUACACACACCGGGCCACACAGAAGGAUCAGUGUGCUUGUUUUAUAAGCCCUUAAAGGUGCUUUUCACCGGAGAUCAUCUGGCAUUGGCAAUGGAUGAAUCUAAUCUGGCUACUUCUGAGAUAUACAAUUUUUAUUCAGUGCCUAUACAGUUGGAUAGUGUUGCCAUGUUGCUUGAGCUGGAAUUUGAGUGGAUAUUACCAGGCCAUGGACGGAGAGUUGCAUUCAAGGACAUUGAAGAAAAAAACGCGAGCUUAAAAGCUUUCUUGACUGCCAAGCAACAUAGCCAUGUUUACUAGUUGGAUCACGCACUAAAAUAUAUACAAGCCAAUGCAUAUGUAUCGGUAAUGAUGUGUUUUAAAUGUAUGUUGCCUGUAAAAUAAAGGUGUUUUUGAAAUUUAGACAAAACUAUCAAGGAAACAUAAUGUUAAUAGGCGUUGUAAGGGAGAGACUUGGGUUUCCAAGAGACCCAAGUUCAAUUCCUGCUUCUCCCCAUUAGUUUUCAGUGACACCUGGUGAUGAUGGGAAACUAGGCGAGUAGGCGGCGAUCACUAGUUCGAUCCUCCCUAACAUGUUUUUCGAUUCUUGAUGCUUUAAUCAAUGGCGAUGAACCAUAUUUAGGUAACAACACCGAAUCAAAGAUCAUAUUUCCCACUCUUCUUCAUCAAUACGACCUAAUUUGACCCAGAACGUACAGAGUAUCAGAGCAUUGGUAAGAUUUUUGAGAUUUCCAUGUUUCUUGAAUGGCAAUCAUCUUACUUAUAUUAUUUUUAUGUGUUUAUCUGAUGCUAGGGUUUCAAGAACAUAUAUAUUGAUAUAAUUAUAUGAUGUUUAUGUAUAUUAGGAGUUACAAUCAAGUCUCACUAUUUCAGUUUCAGUUUGUGGCUUGAUUAAUAUAUAUAGCUGCUGAGAUAUUGUUAGGUUAAAGGAUUAGGGAUAGGGUUUAGUUUUUUUACUAGAUUAUUAUGUGGUUUAUGAAACUUUGCAGAGUUUUUUUACUAGAUAUGUGGAGGUCCUCCAUGUCAAGGAAUCAGUGGUCAUAGUCGGUUUAGAAACUAUACUGAUCCUUUAAAGGAUCCAAAGAAUCACCAGCUUGUAGUCUACAUGGAUAUUAUUGAUUUUUUGAAACCAAAAUUUGUUUUGAUGGAGAAUGUUUGUGAUCUUGUAAAAUUUGCAGAUGCUAUUUUGGGAUAUCAUGCUGCUGGGCGUUUAGUUUCUAUGAAUUAUCAAACACGUAUGUGGAUAAUGGCAGCUGGAUCAUACGGAGUUCCUCAAUGCAGACUGAGGGUCUUUCUUUGGGGUGCUAAUACGAUGAUGGACUGUAUUUUCGGGUCUGAUAAUGAUAACUCAUACAAGUUAGAGAAGAGCAUACGUCUUGGUGAUGCAAUUUCAGACUUGCCUGAGGUUACAAACAACAAUGGUAAGGAUGAAAUGGAGUAUGCAGGUGCCCCACAAACAAGUUUUCAGAGUUUUUCCUUUGCUGAUGAAUCUUACUUGGACAGUUACAUAAGCACCAUCGGAGUCGAUUUUGUGGUUUAUGAUGUGACGGACCAAGAGAGCUUUAAUAAUGUUAAGCAGUGGCUGAGUGAAAUCGACUGUUACGCCAGUGAGAAUGUCAACAAAAUCCUUGCUGGAAACAAAUGCGAUCUUGUUGCAAAUAAAGUCGUUUCAACCGAAACAGCCAAGGCAUUUGCUGAUGAAAUUGGAAUUCCGUUCUUGGAAACAAGUGCAAGAGAUGCAACCAAUGUCGAACAGGCUUUCAUGGCCAUGACGGCUUCCAUCAAAGACAGGGUAGCGGAUGCGCUUGAACUGUUCGAUGAAAUGCUAGAUCGAGACAUUACGCCCACUACAGGGACAAUAACCGCUGUCAUUGAAUCGUUAUGUAGUUACGGCCCACCACAUGCUGCCAUGAUGAUAUAUAAGAAAGCAAAAGAAGCAAAAUGUACGAUAUCGUUAAACGCUUAUAAGAUACUGCUUAUGCGACUCUCGCGGUUUGGUAAAUGUGGUAUGCUUUUGAAAAAAUGGGAUGAAAUGGAACAAAGUGGUUAUGUUUCUGAUGUAGAAGUUUAUGUACAUAUUAUCAACGGGCUUUGCAACAAUGGUCAACUUGAAAUGCUGUGGUCAUCAUGGAGGAUUGUUUGAAGUGUCACACCCCGAUUUUCGGUUUGUACGGAAGCGUAUGGCGAGGUGUGACGAGAGCGGCAAUCGUUACAAUCAAUCGAGUAAACAACAUAUUUGAAACAUAAAAGAUGUUCAUCCAUACAUUUGAUUCAAAACCAUAAUUUACAUUACAUAUGUCUUGUUUAAAACUUGAAACAACAACAACAACUUUAA